AUGGACUGGGAGAGAGCUGCGCAGUAUUGGAGUACAUAUGGAAAUUACGCCAAGACAACUCGAGACUUUUUAAACGAAGGAUAUGGGGACGUCUAUAGUAUCGAAGAUGCCAGGCCGGAAGCGGCGCAGGCACUGCUACUUGAGGUUAUCGCACGGUCAGAAGAGGAUGGAGAUGACGAGUAUGACGAUGAUGAUGGUAUACAUCCAAUCUGGAAGGAAUCACUAUGUUGGAAAUACGAUAGCAAAAGAGGCUUCUAUCGCAAGGCAGACUUGCGAACAAGAAGGAUGGCAUCUUAA
Messenger RNA from Fusarium venenatum, 297 nucleotides. NCBI's taxonomy places the organism in Eukaryota, Fungi, Ascomycota, Sordariomycetes, Hypocreales, Nectriaceae. The record is from RefSeq and is a predicted model, not a curated record.